CCUUGGGACUCGGAUAGAGAUGGGGUUUUUUUCUGGGUCGAGUUCGACCCGACUGAGACCAUAAAUGCAGCCUAUCUGGGUUCCCCACUGGGUCCCAUUUCCCAGGGUGAUUCGGAAACACGGCCCACAAUACUCUUGAAAACUACAUUUCCCGAAAUGCAAAGGGGAGGCGGUGCCUGCCUCUCUUGGGCGACGUAGUCCUGGGACUGCCUAAGGACUACGACUCCCGACGGGCCCCGCGGCCCAAGGCCAGGAGGGCCCGGAUGCGGAACCGGAUGUGGCUUACGGCUCCGGUUCCUGGAGCGCUGGGGAAAUGGCCACAGGGACAGACCAGGUGGUGGGACUCGGCCUCGUCGCCGUUAGCCUGAUCAUCUUCACGUACUACACCGCCUGGGUGAUUCUGUUGCCAUUCAUUGACAGUCAGCAUGUCAUCCACAAGUAUUUCCUGCCCCGGGCCUAUGCUGUUGCUAUCCCGCUGGCCGCCGGCCUCCUGCUGCUCCUGUUUGUGGGAGUGUUCAUCACCUCCGUGAUGCUGAAGAGCCAGAAGGUGACCAAAAAGGCUCAGUGAGGGCCCAACCGAGAUAAGGCUGCGGCCCUUUCUGUUUCUUCGCCAGGGCAGACCCAGGCGGGGGGCUCACAGGACCCAUCCAGGCCCUGAGGCCCCCCUCAAGCCCAGCUGCCCUGAAGGCUCCCCCCCCGGCCUGAGGGGGAUGGAGCUGUUCAGGACUGGCCCCCCCAACUGCCCGGAGCCCGUCCCCUCCUCCCACUUCCAGAAGCCAGGAGGGAGGAGUCCCUGGAAGUCUCCCUCUCACCCCCUUCUGGCUCAGUGCCCGAAAGAUGCAGCUCAUCGCCCCUUUCCCCCACCACCUUCGGACUCCCCGGCACUUUUCCCUGCGGGUCUACACUCUUGGCUCACUUCCCCACCUGUCACAUGCUGGUGUUGGACUUGGCAGGUUCUGGGCCAUCACAGGACCUCUCCCCACCAACCCUGCUCCUCCCCAAAGGCCGCUUUCCCAGGGCUGACAUAGGCCCAGGCCCUGCAAGGAUUUCUGGACCUGGAAAGCUUGGGGGGAGGCCUGACAGGCUGCGGGCACAUUAGGGUGGCCACGGCAGGGCCCCCCAUUGACUGCUUCUUGUGGAGGCCCAGCCCCGUCUGUAGUGGGGGUGGAGGGGGGGGUACAACAAUAAACGUUGACGGUG
This is a messenger RNA of Phacochoerus africanus (Common warthog), 1200 nucleotides long. It is a transcript of the gene DPM2, whose product is annotated as dolichyl-phosphate mannosyltransferase subunit 2, regulatory. Gene Ontology annotation, biological process: GPI anchor biosynthetic process. The coding region runs from base 314 to 568 and encodes 84 amino acids. Gene Ontology annotation, cellular component: endoplasmic reticulum membrane; dolichol-phosphate-mannose synthase complex. The record is from RefSeq and is a predicted model, not a curated record. NCBI's taxonomy places the organism in Eukaryota, Metazoa, Chordata, Mammalia, Artiodactyla, Suidae. Gene Ontology annotation, molecular function: enzyme regulator activity. The transcript has 4 exons.